AUGGGUGACUACUCGAAGGCCUUGAGUUAUUAUGAAAAGACACUGGAACUUCAGUUGAAAACACUGGGACCGAACCAUCCAUCUGUGGCUACUACAUUCAACAAUCUUGGAGAUGUUUACAGUGACAUGGGUGACUACUCGAAGGCCUUGAGUUAUUAUGAAAAGACACUGGAACUUCAGUUGAAAACACUGGGACCGAACCAUCCAUCUGUGGCUACCACAUUCAACAAUCUUGGAAUGGUUUACAGUGACAUGGGUGACUACUCAAAGGCCUUGAGUUAUUAUGAACAGACACUGGAACUUGAGUUGAAAACACUGGGACCGAACCAUCCAUCUGUGGCUACGACAUACAACAAUCUUGGAAUGGUUUACAAAAGCAUGGGUGACUACUCAAAGGCCUUGAGUUAUUAUGAACAGACACUGGAACUUGAGUUGAAAACACUGGGACCGAACCAUCCAUCUGUGGCUACGACGUACGGCAGUCUUGGAAUGGUUUACAGUGACAUGUGUGACUACUCAAAGGCCUUGCGUUAUUAUGAAAAGGCUCUCGGAGUUAUGCGGAAAUCUCUCCCGGCUACUCAUCCUUCUAUCAAUGUGUGUGAAAGAGCAGCAGCUGACAUGAGUCAGAAACUGAUGAGACGUUCAUAA
Molecule: messenger RNA, 648 nt
Organism: Didymodactylos carnosus
Lineage: Eukaryota; Metazoa; Rotifera; Eurotatoria; Philodinida; Philodinidae
Source: the annotation of a GenBank genome assembly